AUGGCUGGUGUUCCUACAGCUCGAGGUUGCGACGCGUGUCGCAAGCAGAAGAAAAAGUGCGAUCAGGCUAAACCGGCUUGUGCGAGAUGCACACGUCUCAAGCUCCAAUGCACAGGAAGUGGUGUAAAGCGCUUCGUCUUCAAGUCCGAGAACACUCAAGCCGCUAAGAAACACACGAAAACUGUGGCUGGACCGUCUUCGGCGCUGAGUAAUGACAAGACGUUGGUGGCGGGUAACUUGGUGCAUAUCCUUGAGUUCGAUAACCCCGGCUAUGAUAUCUCAACGUAUGGAUGGUUCGUCAAAGACUUGCCACGCCACGUUGGAUCGAGUAAACCGCUUGAUGCAGCUAUCACAGCGUUUGUAACAGGCUUUAGACCGUUGAAGGACAGGAGUGUUUCAAAGGUUGAUGCUCUGGAUAAGUAUGUUUUUGCGUUGAAGGCGUUGAGGGAGUCGAUGCAAGAUCCUGCGCAGGCGUUUUCAGCGGAUAAUAUGUGCUCGAUCUACUUAAUCUCGAUCUGCCAGGAAUGGCUUGGCAGUGGUGGUGCGAGUGCUGGCAGUGUUAACUCGAAGCACCAUGAAGUGCUUGCAUACUUGCUUCAGAACGCCAUCCUCAAGUCCCAAUUUAAUCCCUCCGACAAGCCGUUCAUGCAAACGAUAUUCUCCAUAGUGGUCCUUGAGAGUUUCACCAACCCCAACAUCCACCUGGGCCCAUGGUUCUGGCAAGCUCUCUCAGUCCUAGGCGAUGCCGGACGGCCUCUCAAAUCAGGAGAUGGCACGUCCUUCGCAAGUCUCAACAUCGGAACUAUGGGCGAAAUGUCCUGCUUCAUCCGCGAUCCCGAUCGAUACCUCUACCAGAUCCAGUGUGCAUAUGCUCUUGUUCAGACAGAACACCCGAGAGUUGUCAAAGCAGCUGAAGAGGCAGUCGCUAAAGCCAAAGCAUCUGGCUCAACGUUUCUUCAGAGAAGAAUGGGGAUGCGUUUCCAUACAGCGAUCGCAGCGAUGCUGACGAUGGCUGCUAUUCUGAAUCGCAUUCUACGGUCUUACGAUGGCGACCCUGUCCUCGUAGCGGAUGCUAAGCGCUAUGUUGACGAGAGUAUUGCACUGGGCCGAGCCGCCAGCUAUAAUCGGCCGAUUGCAGCUGCUGCGGUGGCUUCGCCUCUCGCGCUGUCAUUAGCUGCGUUGGAUGAUUACAGACGCGAGGAAGUUGAAAAGCUGCUCGUGGAGUAUCAGACUGAUUUCCCAGGCUUGAAUUACUUUUCUGAUGUCAGAAUGGUCAAGAGGGGCUUUGAGGAUAUUGAUAAGAACAACCAGAGAAAAGUGAGGUUGCUAUUAUCAAGUGAAGAAGAGUUUGAUAGUAGUUCAGGUGAAAAUAAUAUAGAUACCGAGACAGGACCGGGGUGUACAAUAUUGUGA
This is a messenger RNA of Fusarium oxysporum Fo47, 1413 nucleotides long. RefSeq names its product Zn(II)2Cys6 transcription factor domain-containing protein. Bases 1 to 1413 code for a protein of 470 amino acids. NCBI's taxonomy places the organism in Eukaryota, Fungi, Ascomycota, Sordariomycetes, Hypocreales, Nectriaceae. The record is from RefSeq and is a predicted model, not a curated record. Gene Ontology annotation, biological process: regulation of DNA-templated transcription. The transcript is spliced from 4 exons. Gene Ontology annotation, molecular function: zinc ion binding; DNA-binding transcription factor activity, RNA polymerase II-specific.